Funneliformis caledonium is the source of this 2778-nucleotide messenger RNA. The record is from the annotation of a GenBank genome assembly. Lineage: Eukaryota; Fungi; Glomeromycota; Glomeromycetes; Glomerales; Glomeraceae.
AUGUCGGAGAGCCCAAAUAAUGCUUUUGGCUUAAGACAGGAGGAGGAGGAGGAUGUUAAUGAUGUGAAUACUCCAGUAAAUCAACAAAUGGAAGAUGAUUCAAAUGUUUAUACUCCUCGUAAUUUUUUAUCUUCUCCCGCAACCGUGGCUUCCUCUUUGGCUACACCCAGAUCGAUAUCUUCAUCAAGGUCUCCUUUGUCACGUAGAUCUCGAGGGUCACUUUCCAAUACACCGCGAAGAUUACAUGCUUCUACACCACAGAGAAAACCAAUCGACACUGAAAAUUUAGCCGAAGACCCCGAAACUGAUAUUCUGAAAGAGUAUUAUGAUGGAAUAAAUUCUGGAUCUGCUACGCCCAGGACUCCAAGAAGGCAACAACGACGCGGUGAUAUUCACAGCGCUCGUUCGUCUAAACGCUUUAUCGAUCUUGACAUCAAUGAAGAUCACGAAGAUGUAACGAUGCUUGAAGAUCAAGAAAGGGAAAAUCGAAAGGAUCAAAUUUGGGGUACAACUAUUAAAGUGGAAGAAGUUAGAGAAACCUUUAAAAAAUUUCUCAAAGAAUUUAAAUUGGCGGAUCGGAAGCUUAGAGAUGGCCUCCCAGUUUUAGAAUCUGACAAUAAAUCAUUUUAUAUUGAUUAUUUAGAGAAUAUUGAAAAAACGGAAGUGUUUAAAUUUAAUCUUGAUACCCAAAAUCUUCUCGCGUUUGAAGAUACAUACAAGUUGUAUUAUCAAAUUAUUCGGUAUCCUCAAGAAAUAAUUCCGAUACUUGACUACGUUAUUGCGCAAAUGUACGCAGAAUUGUAUAAGAAGGAACCAACAGAGGAUCUCAGGGUUCGUCCAUACAAUCUAGGAAUUUCUAAAAAUAUGCGUGAAUUGAACCCAGCAGAUAUUGAUCAGUUGGUCUGUAUCAAGGGUCUUUUGAUUCGAUCAUCGCCUAUCCUGCCCGAAAUGGCAGUUGCCUUCUUUCGAUGUUCAAUAUGCGACAAGUCCGUGGAAAUUGAAGUUGAUCGUGGCAAGAUUGAUGAGCCAUCUAGAUGCCCUAGAAAACAAUGUAAUUCAUCUGGUACAAUGACUUUGAUUCACAACAGAUCUGUUUUCAAGGAUAAGCAAGUAUGUCGGUUACAGGAAACUCCAGAUUGUAUUCCUGACGGUCAGACUCCACAUACUGUUUCUUUAUGUUUAUAUGACGAUUUGGUUGACAUUGCACGUCCUGGUGAUAAGAUUGAGUUAACUGCCAUAUAUCGGUCAUCUCCAAUUCGUGUCAAUAAUCGACAACGCACCAUUAAAUCGUUGUUUAAGACAUAUCUUGAUGUCGUUCAUAUUAGGAGAUCCGAAAGAAUUCGUAAUAAUGAUGACAAUGAUUUUACACAAAACUAUCAUGGACUUGAAAAUGAAGUUGAGGAAAUGGAGGAUGGGCCAGAUCAAUUAUUAAUGUUUGGUAGUGGACCAAAACGAAAGCAACCAAAGUUCUCUGAAGCCGACAAACAAUAUUUUGAUGAUUUGUCAAAGAAUCCUCUUUUAUAUGAAACACUGGCACAUUCUUUAGCUCCUAGUAUUUUCGGAAUGGAUGAUGUAAAAAAGGGUAUUCUUUUACAAUUAUUUGGUGGUACUAAUAAACAAUUUAAGAAGUCUGGUUCCCCUCAUUUCAGAGGGGACAUAAAUAUUCUUUUGGUCGGUGAUCCCGGUACUAGUAAAUCACAAAUGCUUCAGUAUGUACAUAAAAUUGUACCACGUGGUAUUUACACUUCCGGUAAAGGUUCUUCCGCUGUAGGUUUAACAGCAUAUGUAACAAGAGAUCCGGAUACGAAACAAAUGGUUUUGGAAAGUGGUGCAUUGGUUUUAAGCGAUGGUGGUAUAUGUUGCAUCGACGAGUUUGAUAAGAUGUCGGACGGGACACGAGCCGUUCUUCAUGAAGUCAUGGAACAACAAACUGUGUCAGUUGCGAAAGCUGGAAUCAUUACAACUCUUAAUGCGCGAACUUCCAUUCUUGCUUCUGCUAAUCCUAUCGAUUCAAAAUAUGAUCCAAAAAAAUCUAUAGUGAGAAACAUUGACCUACCACCGACUUUGAUGUCUAGGUUUGACCUUAUUUAUCUUGUGCUAGAUAAGAUUGACAGGCGUGCCGAUAGGGAACUUGCAACACAUUUAGUAUCUUUAUAUGCUGAAGAUACUCCUUUCUCAGCUGGUGUUAAUAUUUUGCCUAUUGAAAUUUUGGCGAAAUAUAUUCAAUAUGCUCGUAUUCAUUAUAAUCCGAUCAUUGGAAGUGAUGAAGCGCAUAAAGCACUGGUUGACGCUUACGUAUCGCUACGAAGAUUAGGACAAGACCCACGUUCUUCGGAAAAAAUAGUUACAGCCACUACCAGGCAACUAGAAUCCAUGAUUCGAUUAGCCGAAGCAUACGCUCGAAUGAGGUUGUCAAAUACUGUUGAAAUUGCUGAUGUUAGAGAAGCCGAACGACUUCUUAGGGAAGCCAUAAAACUUUCAGCUUUGGAUCCCGAAACCGGAAGAAUCGACUUGGAUUUGAUCACUACGGGAUAUGGAAGUUAUGAGAGACGGUUGUUAACAGUUAUGCGUGAUGAAUUCCAAAAGAUGAUUGACCGUACGAAAGUAACAAACAUUAAUUGGAAGAAAGCAUUGGAAGAAUUUAAUGAACAAUCUGAUGUGAAAAUUGACGAAAAACAAUUUGAGACCAUGAUUCAUUCAUUAGAACAAGAAGGAAUAUUAAGACUAACUGGAAGUGGAAAUGAUCGUACAAUAAUAACUUUAAGUGAUGAUGAUUAA